AUGCCCGAACCGAAUAGGCCUGAUCCAGCUGGCCUUUCCAGGUCUGAAGUACAAACCGAUGGCAAGGAUCUCUCUGGACACCACAGGGAUGUGGAGGCGAGAGUGAAGUCUUGGAGCACACAGAUGAUACUUCAAGUCCUGAUUCUGCCACUUGCUCAGUGGGUGACCUUGGAUGAAUGGAAAAAACGAUGGGUGCAGUCUAAACACCAGCCGGAUUAUGGUAAAUUUCAGCUCACUGCAGGAAAAUUUUAUGGAGACAAAGGAAAAGUUAAAGGUCUCCAAACCAGUGAAUAUGCCAAGUUGUAUGCCUUCUCAACCAGGUUGACAUUCAGCAAUGAGAAUGAGACCUUGGUGGUUCAGUUUUCAGUAAAACAUGAGCAAAGCAUCGAUUGUGGUGGCAGAUAUGUAAAACUCUUUCCUGCCACCCUGAACCAGGAGGAUAUGCACUCAGGAUCCGAGUAUUACAUCAUGUUUGGCCCUGACAUUUGUGGCUUUGGCAACAACAAAGUACAGGUCAUCCUUCAUUACCGAGGGAAAUACCAUGAGAACAAGACCAUCAAGUACAGGGUCAAUAAAGACACUCACCUGUACACUCUGAUUAUUUGCCCCAAUGCUACUUAUGAGGUUAAAAUUGACAACCAGCAGGUGGCAGCUGGGGAUCUGGAGGAGGACUGGGACUUCUUGCCUCCCAGGAAAAUAAGACCCUAUGCCCAGAAACCAAGGAAAUGGGAUGAAUGCCUGCACAUAGAGGAUCUGGAAGACAAGAAACCUGAGAUCAGAGGGCGUUUGGCUGGGAAGCAGGACUGGGAAGACUUUGAAUAUAUCCUGGAUCCAGAAGCCCAGAAGCCAGACAACUGGAAUGAGGCUAUGGAUGGGGAGUGGGAAAGGCCUCUUAUACCAAACCCAAAGUAUAAGAUGAGGGGGGGACAACGGAAACCUCGGAUCAUUGACAAUCCCAAUUACCAGGGGGAGUGGAUGCAUCCCAAAAUAGACAACCCUAAAUGUAAGUCUGAUGCCACCAUUUGUCACUAUUAUAACAUUAGUGUUCUCGGCCUGGACCUUUGGCAGGUAAAAUCGGGCAGCAUCUCUGACAAUUUCCUUCUUACAAAUGAUGAAGAGUUUGCUCAAAAAGUUGGAAAUAAGACCUGGGGAAUAAGGAAGGUGAUGAAGAAGCAAUGGAGAAAACUGUAUAAAGAAAUUGAAAAAAGAGAGCAGGCAGAAGAGGCCAAGAAGAAAAAGGAAAUGGAGGAAGAAAAGGAAGAUGGCAUUUGGGGAACUGAAGAAGAGGGAAAUGAAUUGGAUCCCACUACAGAGCCAGGAAAUGACAGGCAGAUGCAGGAACAUGAUGCUGACAGAGCGUUUCUGGGUAAAAAUGAAGAAGUACUUGUUGACUAGAAGGGUGAACUGUAACUGGGAUUGUGGAGGUAAACGUUAGGAGGAGAAAUAUUCAUGAGGUUGGUACAAUUUGGGGAGCAAAAUAACUUACUUUUUUGAAAUAAACUUUGGAUUUGUAUUUCCAUCCCACUCUCUUUGCUCUGUGUGACCUGGGAAAAGUCACACUGCCUCUUGGGGCUUCUAUUUCCUUAGUGGAAAGGGAGUGAUCAUUUCUCUUCUAUGAGGUUGUAGGGAUUAAAUGAACUAAUGUAUAUAAAAUGACUGAUACAAAUAGGUAGUCAAAAAUGG
Molecule: messenger RNA, 1683 nt
Organism: Symphalangus syndactylus (siamang)
Lineage: Eukaryota; Metazoa; Chordata; Mammalia; Primates; Hylobatidae
Product: calreticulin-like
Biological process (GO): ERAD pathway; protein folding
Cellular component (GO): endoplasmic reticulum; endoplasmic reticulum membrane
Molecular function (GO): calcium ion binding
Source: RefSeq, a predicted model, not a curated record